Messenger RNA from Caretta caretta (loggerhead turtle), 942 nucleotides. Its product is annotated as olfactory receptor 52N2-like. Lineage: Eukaryota; Metazoa; Chordata; Testudines; Cheloniidae. Gene Ontology annotation, molecular function: G protein-coupled receptor activity; olfactory receptor activity. Gene Ontology annotation, cellular component: plasma membrane. The record is from RefSeq and is a predicted model, not a curated record. Gene Ontology annotation, biological process: G protein-coupled receptor signaling pathway.
CCCUGCUCCAUGUCAGAUUCUAACACAACUGAAUUCAACAACCCCUCCACAUUCAUCCUUCUGGACACUGCGCAUGUCUGGAUCUCGAUCCCCUUCUGCACCAUGUAUGUCAUAUCCAUUUUGGGGAACUUCACCAUCCUGUUCAUUGUGAAGAUGGAACUGAGCCUCCAUGGGCCCAUGUACUAUUUCCUCUGCAUGCUAGCCGUCAGUGACCUGGUCCUGUCCACGUCUACCCUGCCCAAAAUGUUAGCAAUCUUCUGGUUCAAUUCCAAGGAGAUCAAUUUCAGUGCCUGCCUCACCCAGAUGUACUUCAUUCACUGCUUUGUAGUGAUGGAGUCUGGGAUCUUUGUGGCCAUGGCUUUGGAUCGCUAUGUGGCCGUCUGCCAUCCCCUGAGACAUUCCACCAUCCUGACAAACCAUGUGGUGGCCAAGAUUGGCCUGGCCAUAGUGCUGCGUGGAAGCAUGCUCGUACUGCCCUAUCCCUUCUUGGCGAGGCAAUGGCCAUAUUGCAGAACCAACAUCAUCCCCCACUCGUACUGUGAGCACAUAGCCGUGGUAAAGCUGGCCUGCACUGACAUCCGCAUCAGUAGUUACUAUGGCCUCUUCGUGGCAUUUUUGAUGACCUGUCUAGAUGUAUUUUGUAUCACCAUGUCCUAUACCCAGAUCCUCAGGGCCAUCUUCAGCCUCCCCACCAAGGACACCCGGCUGAAGACUUUUGGGACCUGCAGCUCCCACCUCUGUGUCAUCUUAAUCUUUUACAUCCCAUCUCUCUUCUCCUUCCUAAUGCACCAGUUUGGGCACAAUUUGGCCCUGCAUUUCCACAUUAUCAUUGCCAAUCUGUACCUCCUCGUGCCCCCCAUGCUAAACCCCAUCAUCUAUGGGGUGAGCACCAAACAGAUCCGGGACAGGCUUCUCCAGCUCUUUACUCAUAAACGGACUUAA